CUUCUCCGCUCGAUCUCUCGAUCAAUCCGCUGGGUCGCCGCCGCCGCCGCCGCCGCCGCCGUAUAAUAUAACCGCGUAUCGCGGGCCGCCGACGGAGCUCUCAGUAGCACGUUAACCGUCGCCGUCGCUGCCGCCGUCGCAGCAGCAGCAGUAGCGCCGUGCCGCUCCACCACGUUAUUACGCCGCCGCCGCCGCUCCGCCCGCACACGGACCUGCAAACGGAGACUAUAGUAGAUGACCAUAGCUACCACACAUAUUAUACACUUAUAAUACUACCAGGGAAAUGGAUCUGACAGAACGAUUAGACGUCGCGACCACUUCUCAACGCUCCUCGGCAAUUGGCAGACGACGACGACGACGAACGACUUAAAUGACUCAAAUACUGAUAAGCUUUAACGACGACGACGACUACAAAAUAAAAGUUCAACGAGGUGUCAUUUGAUUUAUAAGAAAUUUUUUUUCGUGAAACGUGUGCUCAAAUUUUUUGUCAACUCGAAAUACGCUGGCCGUAUACAUUUUAGUAAUAGUAUUAAAUAAUAAGCGAACUAAUCGAAAUCUAAGAAACCGCGACGAAAAUGCAUACAACACGCGGUCGGCUGGUAAGACGAGAGGGCGGGGACGGCCUCGCGUCAUGAUGAGCUGAUGGAUGACGACGGGCCGGCAGCGGUGGACGACGCGGCGGCGGAGAUCGAGCAGCAGUUGGAGCAGCAGCAACGCGAAGAAGCGGAGAGGAAGCGGUUGGAGGAGCUCCGGGAACGGGUGCUAUUUUACCUGACCACGUUCUUCAUACUGCUGGGCAUCGUCAGCCUGUUCGUGUUCCUGUUCCUAGUGCCGUUUCUCAUCGAGCCGGCCAUCACAACCAUACUGAUGGAGUUCGACGAGACGCCGACCACGUGCGUAACUGCGCACUCGGAGAUCCGCGAGGGUGCAUCCAACUGCUCGCUGCCGGGCGGCUGGGCAUCUUGCCGAGAAGGCUGCACCCGAGAGAUAUACGAAUGCGCGCAGAUAUUCGUGAACUACACCGUACCCGGGGAUCGAGCGGGAGACUUGAACGCCCGGCAUCAGAGAUCUCUGCUCGUCCGUGGCUACCGGCCCAUCGAGCCCGAGCCUGCGGCCGGGUGGGCGUACUCCCUGGCCCGCAUAUACCCCAACGUCAAGGGGUGCGGGUACCCGCCUCACCUUAACUGCACCACGUUCCGGGACCGGUACUUUGAGGUGGGUGCCAGUUACCCGUGCUACUACAGCCGCGUCGAACCGUGGGUGGUCAUCACCGAACUGGACCUGGCCAAGAGCACCAGACAGCUGGUAUACUCGAUGGUUUUCCCCAUUCCGUGUUUCGUCGUGUCCGUCGUGUAUGUAGCGCUCGCGUAUUUCUGCGUGUACGCUGGUCGGCACCGCAAGCCCAAAGUCAAGCGUCGAGUCGUUCGACGGAUGGUAGGUGGAGGUGGUGGUGCGACCGGAAGCGGCGUCGGCACCGGAAGCGGAGCAGGCUACGGUGCUUGUGGUUCAGCGUCUCGCGCCAAGUCCACAGGUUCGGAGGCUACGCCGCUCACUAAUAACAGUGGCGCUGCAGCCGCGCCUACUUCACCCACCGGAACCGGGACGCCCGGUAGCGAAUCUCUGUACCGCCGACGAGGCGACGACAACGAAGACGACGAUGCGUCCGAAACGUACUACGGCGAACAGCUCAGGUCCACGCUGGCCGUGGACGACUCCACCGCCAGUUACGUGAACGCGCUCCGCCUGUCCGAACACACGCUCAAACAAUCAGACUCUAACGAACCGUCCAGAGGCGAGUGGUCCGACGUCGACGACGACUGCUACGAUGACGAUUGCAAAGCGAGCGUGUGCGAGAGCAGCCUCGAACGGUCCGUAAAAACCGUCUCCGCUACCGCCUCUGCUGCACCGUUUCUAACCAAUUCCACCGGAAACUUGACCAAGACGAUGACGACGUGUAUCUUAACUCCCCCUGGGCCGACGGCGGAAGUCUAAAAAGAAAUCUGCAUCACAUUGAUAACAUUUCCUGGAAGCCCACAAAAUAAUUUAAUAUAAUACGCGACACUUUAUUAUUAUUUACUAUAGUAUUAUAUUAAUUUCCGAUCCGUAUCACUCGGACUGUUUUCGUUUUCCAUAAUACUACCUUACGCGUUUACAAUACAAUAUUGUUAUAUAUAGAUAACGUUUGAUUAAAUUUUCACUCAGAUUAAAAUAAUAUAUUUAUAGUGGUUUUCCGCUGCAAGUUUAAAUUAUGGUUAUAUAUUUACUACAGUAAUUUAUUUGUCUGCAGUACCAUUAGCAAUCAUAUAGGAUAACAGUAAUCUAGGUCAAUACCUAUAUAUAUUCCCGGCAUAGGUACCCGGUACCGCUGACAACACGAUCGCGAUUCGCGAGGCCAGUGUUUCAGAGUCCUCAAAAUAUUAUAAUAUUAUCAGUUACACACUUACACCUAUCAAAUUUAUUUAGUUUUGAUAAUAAUAUGAUUGUUAACAGACGGGCAGUGAGAACAGUAAUUUGUAGUGUUCGACCGGUGGUCUUUUAUUGGACCAACAUGUGACUUGCUCUUGCCACUUUGCGUGUUCAUUGAAGAAAACCAUUCGACGAUAAUCCGUGUACUCGUAUGCACGCAUUUUCUUCGUCUGACAACCGUCGAAAAUUUCAGACGUUUUUCUAUUUAGUGUCCGCUCGAACACGUUCUAUUUAGUACCUAAAGUAUACCAUAUAAUGUCAUGAUAUUAUUAUAUCGUUAUCAUUAUCGGAUUCGGUCAAUCAUUAUGUAUUCACAAAGUCUCCACGAAAGUCCUAGACGCCACUAAGACGACAUUUAAAAUCAGUUUUUUAAACACGUUUCCGUUUUAUUAAAAAAAAAAAAAAUUAAAUCGCUUUGUGUAUACAACAAUAUUAUUCACAAGAAUCCGCACAAAGCCACUUUUUUUCGUACUAAAGAAAUAUAUUAACGUUGAAAUCGCGAAGCGAAGGAAAACAUUCUAUUUAGAUUUGCAGGAAAACUUUCCGAAAGUUCUUACGGUUUUCGAACUUCUUUUUCUAUAUAAAUAUAUAAUUUCGACGUGGACCGUAGAACGCGCUUUUCGCACGAACGAAUACUAUAUAUUAUACAGGGCGAGAAGCCGGGUUUUCCCAUUUUUCCCGUUUCAACUACGCAUCAUAUCCGCGUUAAGAGCGUGGGAAAACAUCGCUCGGUGACCCGCCCUGUAUAUAGAGUACUCGUGGAAAUAGUGGCGUGUUUAUAUCAUCAUCAUCGCAUACUUACGAUGGCGUUGUCCGUCAAAUUCCGUACAAUAGUAAUUUGUAACAAUAACAUCACUAUCGGCGCAUGUAUGCCCACAGUAAUAAUAUUAUUAUAAACGAUAAAGGUAAACCGAGUUAUAUACGCUAGGUUUGUAUUGAUAUUAUUAUUAUUAUUAUUAAGCGGCUAUUUUGUUUUGGUCUAUCUACGUAUAUACAUACUAUAAUAUUAUAUUAACCGGGCACGCAGUGAUUGGCACGACGUAUAUGAUACCUCAUAAUUGCAAUAAUCGAAUAAUCAUCGCAAGUCGUCGGAAUCAGUACUCGACCCCGUUGCCUAUGCUGAAUAUCAUGGCGUUAAAUUGCAGCCGUACAAUGUGGGUGCUCGGCAAGAAUUAUUAUUGGCAAUGCAGUCUUCCCAAAUCGAAUCGUCAUCGAUUAUAAUUAUAUCAUGGAGAUAACCAUAAGCAUUUAUAAUUUUUUUUCUGUAAUUCGGAAAGCGAACCCAAUAGUCUUGUUUUUCUUUUUUAUCUCUUCUGCACACAUUCCAAUUCCGAUAGUACAGAGUGACUACAGAUCGUGCCGACCAAAAUAUGUUGUAAAUUUAACUUUCAGAAAAUAUCAACGGUGUAUUCCACUUAGAUAAAAAUACAUAUAUUAUAUUGACAAUCGGCUUUGUUUUGAUUUUUACGAACGGAGCAAGGCGAGGCAGCACGGCCGUCCACAUUUUUUUGUCGCCAAUAUUGUAGAAGAAUAUAAAGGGACAGUCGUUCGCAGAUGCGCGGCUCCUGUGAAACUUUUCGUAAAUAUCUGUAGUGAUUUAUCAGAAAUAGUAUUUUUCGUUUCGUACAGUAUAUGAUAUGACUCACACUUGAUCGUAUCACGAUGAUUAUCGUUCACUGGCGGGGUGGUUUCAUCCCCAGCAUAAUAUAGUAGUCGAUAUCCCAAAUAGAAAAUUGUAUGCCUGGCCACACACGCUGGGGCAGUAUGAAUGUUAUAUUAUGGCGUAUGAUGGCUGCGGUGUACUAUAUUUAGCUGUCGA
Myzus persicae (green peach aphid) is the source of this 4285-nucleotide messenger RNA. Its product is annotated as UPF0769 protein C21orf59-like. NCBI's taxonomy places the organism in Eukaryota, Metazoa, Arthropoda, Insecta, Hemiptera, Aphididae. The transcript has 3 exons. The coding region runs from base 643 to 1992 and encodes 449 amino acids. Gene Ontology annotation, molecular function: sodium channel regulator activity. Gene Ontology annotation, biological process: regulation of cilium movement; regulation of sodium ion transport. The record is from RefSeq and is a predicted model, not a curated record.